This is a messenger RNA of Branchiostoma floridae (Florida lancelet), 1073 nucleotides long. Its product is annotated as cyclin-dependent kinase inhibitor 3-like. Gene Ontology annotation, biological process: dephosphorylation. The coding region runs from base 95 to 760 and encodes 221 amino acids. The record is from RefSeq and is a predicted model, not a curated record. Gene Ontology annotation, molecular function: protein tyrosine phosphatase activity. NCBI's taxonomy places the organism in Eukaryota, Metazoa, Chordata, Leptocardii, Amphioxiformes, Branchiostomatidae. The transcript has 8 exons. Gene Ontology annotation, cellular component: nucleus.
UCACUGCAGACUGUGACGUAAUGAAAAACGAGCCAAUCAGAGAUAAGCAUGCAGACGCGGAGAAAUUUAAAAGGACCUCCAAGCAGGUCACAAUAUGCCGGUGAAACUGCCAAUUGUCACCGCAUCAGACGAAGAGAUGAGCCAGUUCGAUUCGUCCGAUUCCGAGGAGGAGGGGCAGCUGCAGACGGACCCUCUCCAAGUGGACUGGUUGAGUUUAUCCAGUGUUGGCUGUGAGGAGAGUCUUGGGAUCUGUGCCCUGCCAGGUUGCAGAUUUAAGGAAACAUGGAGAAGUUUGGAUGCUGAUCUGGAGGACCUGAAGGCCCAGUCCAUUCGGGACAUUUUUGUCCUGUGCACCCGAGGAGAGCUGAACAAGUACCGCGUGCCGCGCCUGCUGGAGCGAUACGAAGAUGCGGACUUCACGGUACACCACCACUCCUUCCCUGAUGGCACUUCGCCUGCCAUGGCGGCAUGCGUCAAACUUCUGGAGGAGAUGAAAGUCUGCUUGUCUCAAGGGAAGAAAACACUGAUACACUGUUAUGGAGGGCUAGGAAGGUCCUGUCUGGUUGCAGCCUGUUUGAUGCUGUACCUGGAUGAGACUGCUGACCCGCAGGCUGCCUUACAGAGAGUACAGCAGGUCAGAGGUCACGGGGCCGUACAGACUGUCAGGCAAUACAACUUCCUGAAUGAUUUUCGUAAGAACCUUGAGGAGUACGAGGCCAGUGACGAGGCACAGGCACAGCAGCGCUCGCUGUCCCGCUGAUGCAGCCGGGAGUGGUCCCGCUGGAGUACAGGAGCCUGUGCAAUAUGAAACCUGGGAGUUUUAGCCUCCAUUGCAGACCCUAGUGGAUAUGUUUUCUACAGUUUUCUGUCAGUUGUGGUUGUUUCCUGAUGUCUGAUCGUCACUCAGACCUCCGCAAGCAAUCAGAACCCCCGCAGCAGUUAGAAAACUGUAUAUUCUUGAAAAAGUCUGCAACAGAGGCUAUGGAAUUUUGAUAUUGUAAAUACUGGGGGUCUGAAAAUUUUGAUGGCACUUAAGUCACUAUAGAGUAGAGUGUUCUCAAUGGCUAGAAAUG